AUGGUGGAGUCUCGGCAAAGCUAUGCGGCCAACCCGCGUUGCUCCCCCACUGGCCGCUCGGCGACCAAACGUGAUCGCAAUGGUCGCUUCCGAAAGACUCCAUACCAAAAUGCCAUCUUCCGGUUGCCAGAAGGUGAGUUCGAGCCCAUUCGUUCUUUAAUUCGUUUCUGCGUUUAGAUGACACGGCCUUUCGUGCUCAAGCCAACGGCUUCCUUGGCCAGUUGAAGGCGUACGACCAGACACCGGUGGAGGCAUUGGAACGGCGGUUCGUGGUGACGGACCUGGUCACGACCAUGUCUGUGAUGGCGGUUGGCCGUCGGAUGGUUACCGAAACCUUCCGUCAGGAAGAGGACGAUGAUGCCUCGCGCAUCAUUCAACUAACGUAG
Molecule: messenger RNA, 386 nt
Organism: Bursaphelenchus okinawaensis
Lineage: Eukaryota; Metazoa; Nematoda; Chromadorea; Rhabditida; Aphelenchoididae
Source: the annotation of a GenBank genome assembly